Phytophthora infestans T30-4 is the source of this 804-nucleotide messenger RNA. RefSeq lists its product as uncharacterized. The coding region runs from base 1 to 804 and encodes 267 amino acids. Lineage: Eukaryota; Oomycota; Peronosporomycetes; Peronosporales; Peronosporaceae. The transcript has a single exon. Gene Ontology annotation, cellular component: nucleus; cytoplasm. The record is from RefSeq and is a predicted model, not a curated record.
AUGGCAUCCGUCACUCCUGUCACUUCUUCAUCAACCAAGAAACUUCGCGUUUUGUGUCUCCAUGGCUUUCGGACGAACAUCCAAGUGAUGGAAAGUCAGACACGCGGGCUACGAGACGCAUUGGGUCCCAACACGGAGUUUGUAUUUCUCAACGGACCUUUUGAAGCGCGUGGACCAACCGACGAGGUCAUUGAGCACAUGUUCGGCGAUACCUCGCCGUUCUACGAAUGGUGGGCUGCCCGGUAUCUGGAAAAGGAGGAGCGUGAGGACAUUGAAGCCGAGGAGGGCGUCCCGAGAGGCACAACCAAGCGCUGGUGCCUCGAGUUUGAGGACAUCGACCAGGGCAUUGAGUACAUGGACGAGAAACUAAACGAGCUGGGCGAGUUUGAUCUGGCCGUCGGAUUCUCGCAGGGUGCCAUCAUGCUUACGAUCCUGUCUAUGUGGUACCUCAAGAAGACCAACAAACGUUGGUGGAAACUCCUUCUCUGCGUCUGCGGCGUGUAUCCCAGAGGUAUCAACGUCCGGGAGCUGUUCGAGACGCACGAAGGACAGCAGAUUCUGGUACCGUUCCCUUCGAUCCAUGUUGUGGGACAGAAGGACAGUCUGUAUAAGGAAUCGUUGGUUCUAAAAGACAUGUUCACGGGAAACGCCAAGGGCAGUCCGUUGCCGAGACUUUUACUAGAACACGACGGUGGACACAAAUUCCCUACUCCUAAACGACACAAGAUGUUCUACGCCGACUUGGCAAGCACAAUCUGGCAGUUCUUUAAUGACACCCGUCAAAGCUCCAUUGCAAGACUUUAA